CCGCCCGGCCGCUGUCACCUUCCGGCCCCGCGGCGGCCCCGCCUCUUCUCCCGACUUCCUUUCCCGGGGCGCGCGGCUGGGCGGUGGCGGCGGCGGCGGUGGCCUGCGUUCGCGGACCCGGAGCGGAGGACCGGCGGGGGCAGCCCUGCGGACCCAGCAUGAGUGAAGUUCCCUGCAGGAAACGUGAUGACUACCUGGAAUGGCCUGAGUAUUUCAUGGCAGUGGCCUUCUUAUCGGCACAGAGAAGCAAAGAUCCAAAUUCGCAGGUCGGAGCCUGCAUCGUGAACGCAGAGAACAAGAUUGUUGGCAUCGGGUAUAAUGGAAUGCCAAAUGGGUGCAGCGAUGACGUGUUGCCUUGGAGAAGGACGGCAGAGAGAAAGCUGGAUACCAAGUACCCUUACGUGUGCCACGCCGAGCUGAAUGCCAUCAUGAACAAAAACUCGGCCGACGUGAAAGGCUGUACUAUGUACGUUGCCUUGUUUCCCUGUAAUGAAUGUGCUAAGCUCAUCAUCCAGGCAGGUAUCAAAGAAGUUAUUUUCAUAUCUGAUAAGUACCACGAUAGCGAUGAGACCACAGCCGCGAGGCUCCUGUUUGAUAUGGCUGGGGUGGCCUUCAGGAAAUUCACACCAAAGUGCAGCAAGAUUGUCAUUGACUUUGAUUCAAUUAACAGCAGACCGAGCCAGAAGCUUCAGUGAGUUACAUCUCAUUAAAUCUCCAAAAGAUUGGGAUUAUCCUCUCCUAAGAAGCUGCUAAUGCCUUCCAUCUUGAAGUUACACAUAACUGUUUAAUGGUCAAGUGCAGCAAAAGUAGACAUCUAAAGAAUAUAAAGCCUCAAAUCUUCCUGUCUCUCUUGUCACGUGGAAUCUGCAUCUGUUUAAACUAUUGAUUUAGGGUUUAAAGUAAAGAAGCCUGUAGAUGGCCUGUCGCACAGGGCAGGAGUGGCCUCUCGCUCCGUGUCCUGGUUUGCUUAGGACGCUGGUGGCUCCCCUGCAUUUCACAGCUGGUCCUCGCCGCUACAGGUGCUGGAAGGACAAAUAAAUAAUUGUUGUCGUGUUCCUGGCAGGAUGAUCAGACACACUGACUUGAACACCUGGCCCCAAUGAAGCAGAACAUGUAGUGCCCUUGGGAAAAAAAAAAAAAAAAAAGACAAAAAUAGGACCCACAUGACGGCAGCUAAUGCGGAAGAUUUGCUUCAGGGAGUUGAAACCCCCUCCACCCACCCAAAAACCCUAGGCAGGAUAGCACAUCUGUCCUGAGAAAUGCUGAGCACACCUGAGCGGGGGACACUUCCUCCGCUUCUGCUGUCCUGCAGCCCGCGGUGUAAUGGCACAUUCUUCUUGGGGGGGUGGGGACUCCUGUUCUUGUUUCUUAAUUUCAGUGUGUUCAUCACGCAGCGCUCUUACAUUAGCUUCUCUGAACAAUGAGUUGUUCCUGGAGGAGACAGCCUGUCUCCCCUCUUCGCCCCCGAGACCGCGCCUGCUGGGGCAUCAGGGUUGUGGGGACCGAGGCGGUGCACGCACCAGCUUCCUCCAUCCUGUGGGAAGAGUCUCUGCGCCCCCACGUGCCAACAAGGUUCAUGGCCAAGGCUGCUCUCCAACCGGGGAAUAAAUGAUUUCCCACCCUGUAAGUGAGAUGGGAGGAAAUCCAGCCUGCCUCCAGUCGGUUUAUAGUCCAGAUCUGCUGGUAACGGGAGCUCCUCUGUGCUCCUGGCUCCUGGCCGCCGAGCCUCCAGCAGCACACCUCCCCAGUGUCUUCCCAGACUCGGGGGCGUGGCUGGCCUUGGGGGCGUGGCUGUGCACCUUGUCUUUACUCUCCUUUAGAUUUUAUUAAACACACUUGGUAGCUUUGUUGAGAAAAAUGGGUUCUUUAUCCUGGAGAUUAUUACCGUUUUCAAGCGCUCUUGUGUUCUCAUGAGUUUUUGUUUUGUCUCUGAGGUUUUGUACUCUGUAUUCCAGGAUGUCUUUGUAACUUGGCUCCUUACCAAUAUUAUUAAAAUCUUAUUAAAAUCCA
This is a messenger RNA of Acinonyx jubatus (cheetah), 2010 nucleotides long. It is a transcript of the gene DCTD, whose product is annotated as dCMP deaminase. The record is from RefSeq and is a predicted model, not a curated record. The coding region runs from base 159 to 695 and encodes 178 amino acids. NCBI's taxonomy places the organism in Eukaryota, Metazoa, Chordata, Mammalia, Carnivora, Felidae. Gene Ontology annotation, molecular function: zinc ion binding; dCMP deaminase activity. Gene Ontology annotation, biological process: dUMP biosynthetic process; dTMP biosynthetic process. Gene Ontology annotation, cellular component: cytoplasm. The transcript is spliced from 6 exons.